CUUUAUUGUGUGGAUGGAUGUCCUAUAACUCAGUUAUUCCUCUUUUGAUGGAUAUUUGGAUUCUUUCCAAGUUUGUCCCCAUCCUCUUUCCAUCAGACAUGCUUAUGCUAUCAGUCUUCUCCUACUUCCAUUUUGGGACAGAAUCCAGAACUUGGGUCCUAUAGGGAAGACAUAAUAGUGCCGUGUAGAAAUGGAAAAAUCCCUCAUAGGCCACACUAUCCCAGGCAUUCAUGGGUGGAUAAGAACUGCCCCAGGAGGAAGUCAUUUUUCAGCAGAAUAGUGAAAGAAUAUUGGGUUCAAAGUUGGGUAACUUGGGUGUGGGAUUGGGUGGGUCACCUGACCUCCUCAGUCCUCAGCUUUACCAUCUAUAAAAUGAGAGGUUGAAAUAGGUGAGUUUUAAUGUCCCUUCCAACUUCAAUAUUUAUGUGGUACUUUUGUUGGAAUAUUGAUUUAAGCUGUAUAACCCAAAUUAUAUGAAGUUUCUCAUAUUUAAAUUAAAAACAUCUUUUGUAUAUAUUGUGUGGUCUAUAAUAUAUUUGACCUGCCAUAUGGCCUAAGCUAUUUUAAACUUUAAGAAUGUAAAAAAAGGAAGCUGAAUAUCAUUCUAUAUUUUACAUAAACUAUCCUUUUCUAAAAGAUCAAUUUCAGAAGUAUAAAACCCAUUCCAGAAUUAAAACCAAAUCCUGUUUAUCAAGUUUGAAUACUUGAAGAAUAGAAGAUUGUGAGGUUAUAUUUGUUUUUAAAAUGGAUCCUUAUAAUUUUCAGUGAGUCCAAUCAUUCAGAAGUAAUCCUAGGGCUUUGAAACUUGGCUUCAGAUUUCUUGUUUAAACUGUUUGCACAUUCUAGCCCUUUAAUCCAUCUCCUUGUUUCAUUAAAUGCUAAAACUGACAUUGCUUAAUAUAACUAAAGUUUUCUGAUUUGAUGCUGAGGAAGCUGCCUUAGAGGUGAACUAUAUCCUGCCGGCAAAGUUACAAAGUUACACGGCCAAGUUAUAAAGUAACAAAAGCAGUCAUUUUUGCUGCAUCACACAUAGGAUGUUUUGCAUUGCUAAGCAUUGCCUGUUUGACAAUUUUAGUCUCAUAAUUCAAUCAAAUGACAGCUGUUUGAAAGACAAAAUGAUAUAAGAACUGCACUUGAUUUGUGUAAUUACAACUGGAAGAUAAAGACAUUUUUUUGGCCAGAAGAUAAGAGUAAUCCCAGACUUGAAACAUGAGCUCAGAUGCCAGCCAAGGCGUGAUUACCACUCCUCCUCCUCCCAGCAUGCCUCACAAAGAGAGGUAUUUUGACCGCAUCGAUGAAAAUGACCCAGAAUACAUUAGGGAGAGGAACAUGUCUCCUGAUCUACGCCAAGACUUCAAUAUGAUGGAGCAGAGGAAGCGAGUUACUCAGAUCCUGCAAAGUCCUGCCUUUCGGGAAGACUUGGAAUGCCUUAUUCAAGAACAGAUGAAGAAAGGCCACAACCCAACUGGAUUGCUAGCAUUACAACAGAUUGCAGAUUACAUCAUGACCAAUUCUUUCUCGGGUUUUUCUUCACCUCCCCUCAGUCUUGGCAUGGUCAUGCCUAUCAAUGACCUUCCUGGUGCAGAUACAUCCUCAUAUGUGAAGGGAGAAAAACUUACUCGCUGUAAACUUGCCAGCCUGUACAGACUUGUAGACUUGUUUGGAUGGGCACACCUGGCAAAUACCUAUAUCUCAGUAAGAAUAAGUAAGGAGCAAGACCACAUUAUAAUAAUUCCCAGAGGCCUAUCUUUUUCUGAAGCUACAGCCUCUAAUUUGGUAAAAGUCAAUAUCAUAGGAGAAGUGGUUGACCAGGGAAGUACCAAUUUGAAAAUUGACCAUACAGGAUUCAGUCCCCAUGCUGCAAUCUAUUCAACACGUCCUGAUGUUAAGUGUGUGAUACACAUCCAUACCCUUGCAACAGCAGCUGUAUCCUCCAUGAAAUGUGGGAUCCUUCCAAUUUCUCAAGAAUCUCUUAUUCUGGGAGAUGUUGCCUAUUAUGACUACCAAGGGUCACUGGAUGAACAGGAAGAGAGAAUUCAACUGCAGAAAGUUCUGGGGCCAAGUUGUAAGGUGCUGGUACUCAGGAAUCACGGUGUGGUUGCACUUGGAGAAACAGUAGAGGAGGCUUUUCAUUAUAUUUUUAAUGUGCAGUUAGCCUGUGAGAUUCAGGUGCAGGCCCUAGCAGGGGCAGGUGGAGUAGACAAUCUCAGUGUACUGGACUUUCAGAAAUAUAAAGCUUUCACUCACACUGUAGCAGUAUCUGGUGGAGGAGGUGUGAAUAUGGGUUCUCAUCAAAAAUGGAAGGUUGGCGAAAUUGAGUUUGAAGGGCUUAUGAGGACUCUGGACAACUUGGGGUAUAGAACAGGCUAUGCUUACAGGCAUCCUCUCAUUCGAGAGAAGCCUAGGCACAAGAGUGAUGUGGAAAUCCCAGCAACUGUGACUGCUUUUUCCUUUGAAGACGACACAGUGCCACUCUCUCCUCUCAAAUACAUGGCACAGAGGCAACAGCGUGAAAAAACAAGAUGGCUGAACUCACCAAAUACUUACAUGAAAGUGAAUGUGCCUGAGGAGUCUCGGAAUGGAGAAACCAGUCCCCGAACCAAAAUCACGUGGAUGAAAGCGGAGGACUCGUCUAAAGUUAGUGGAGGAACACCUAUCAAAAUUGAAGAUCCAAAUCAGUUCGUUCCUUUAAACACAAACCCGAAUGAGGUACUAGAAAAGAGAAAUAAGAUUCGGGAACAAAAUCGAUAUGAUUUGAAAACAGCAGGACCACAGUCUCAGUUGCUUGCUGGAAUUGUUGUGGAUAAGCCACCUCCUACUAUGCAAUUUGAAGAUGAUGAUCAAGGCCCACCAGCUCCUCCUAACCCAUUUAGUCAUCUCACAGAAGGAGAACUUGAAGAGUAUAAGAAGACAAUCGAACGUAAACAACAAGGCCUAGAAGAUGCUGAGCAGGAAUUACUCUCAGAUGACGCUUCAUCUGUUUCACAAAUUCAGUCUCAAACUCAGUCACCGCAAAAUGUCCCUGAAAAAUUAGAAGAAAACCAUGAGCUGUUUUCCAAGAGCUUCAUCUCCAUGGAAGUGCCUGUCAUGGUAGUAAAUGGCAAAGAUGAUAUGCAUGAUGUUGAAGAUGAGCUUGCUAAGCGAGUGAGUAGGUUAACUACAAGUACAACCAUAGAAAACAUCGAGAUUACCAUUAAGUCUCCAGAGAAAAUUGAGGAAGUCCUGUCACCUGAAGGCUCACCUUCAAAAUCACCAUCCAAGAAAAAGAAGAAAUUCCGCACUCCUUCUUUUCUGAAAAAGAACAAAAAAAAGGAGAAAGUUGAGGCCUAAAUAAAGCCUUUUUAUAAUUACUAUUAUAACAACGUGACAUUGCACAUUUAAUUACCACGUUUAAGUUGAUCAUUAAUACGCAAUGGUAGAUCAGAUUGGGGGAUGUAACAAACUGGACUUUAAGAACUGGAAAGAGGUUUUACAAGAACAAAACUUUCAGAUUCAUCUCUGAUUUUAUAUGUCUAAAAAUGGCUUUGAAUUUUAAGCAGUUACUAGUUUUAAUUAGCUCUGCCCUCAUAAAGUGUUAUUAUCAUUCACCAUAACCAGAUAUCUGUCUGAAUUACUUCAGGCCUCCUCCACAAUAUCUGUUAGAAAGAAAUUGCCAGUGAGCAAGUGAGAAUUUUUAUUUCUCAAUUCCUGCUUCACUUGGUAAUCAGAUUGUAAUUUUUUAUCAUUAUUGACUAUAUUUUGGGGUCCCCGUUGUUUCAAUGGGCAUUAACAGAAUGCUUUAAAAGCUUCUAAGACAAGAGUCUAUAGCAUUAGUAUACACUGGCACAUAAUUUUUUAAAAAGUUUUAAGAAAAGAUUCAUGUGGAAUUUUAUUCACAGUAUAAAAUUUCCUCACCUGGAGUAACUUUGUUUGCCAAAAAAAAGUUGUUUUAAUAAACUAUAAUUUUUGAAAACUUCCUUUUUUUAUUAGUUUAGAAAGCCCCUUAUUUUUCAACAAAGGGGAUUUUAUACACAUAACAUGGGUUAUUUAGUUUAACUCUGGCAAAAAACAAUUUUUGUAUGUUGAUGUUUGUAUACCAUUCAGUAUAAAAGUGUCCUAAGCAUAUUAGCCAAUCUUUUCACAGUAGAGCAUACUUAAGACUGCUUGGUACUGAGCAUACUUAAAUAUAAUUGAUGAAUCCAGGGACUUUGUGUCAAAAGGGGAUUAGAACAUAUAAAGGUACAUCUGGAUUCAUAUUUGAAUCUUAUACUGUAUUUUUCUCUUAGUAUUGCUAAUGAAUGAAGAAAAGCCUCAUAAGGUAGCCAAAUGAAAAGAAAAAGAAUGAAAGGGAAAGUGAAAAGUUAAGGUAACAAAAGAUGGGAUGUGAAAAGAAGAAUUCUAGUUUGAUAGUGACUCAUAUUCACGGUAGGAUACAAAGUAUGUUUGUUGGAAACAUGUCCCAAAUUUGUAAAAUUCUGCUUUUCUGCCAAAAGUAUUGUCUUUCUUGGUUAAUAUUUGAGUUUUAAAAAGGUCAGCUCUUUCUAACCUUGUGUAUCUUUAGAGGGCAGCACUAGAAGAAAUCAGCAGGUCUAAUCCCACCAGGAAGAAAACUACCACUUGAUUUUUAUAGAUUUUUAAAAAAUCUUUUCAGUUAACUUUCUUUUUAAUGUAAAUACAAAUUUAAACCUAGGCUUAAGGUAGGCUUUUCCCCUUUCACCCAAGUGAUGUCACAAAUCGAUGCAAAAUCAAUGAUCCAGAAUUAUCCAUGGGUAAAAAUAACCCAAAGUGUUUCUUGGGGGUGAGUUGGCAUGCAAAAAAUUACAUUGAUUACAGUGUGUUUUGGAGCUGGUUCUGUUUGACUGUGUGCAUAUGAUAAUGCAGAGUUGAGCCAGAGCCUGGAAAUGUCAUUCUAGAUCUCACUAACUACUGGACUCAGUGUUUUACUCUCUUGGUGGAAACUUUCAGUUGCUUCACUCUGUAUUGGAAGAUUUUUUUUAUGUUCUACAUCAUUUAUGUUGUAUUACAAUGUAUGUAGAAACAGUAACCUGUGAACUAUGCUUUUCCAUAACUUUUUAAAAAUAUAUAUGUCUAAAUGAAUGCAAUGUGCAUAAAUAUUUUUUAAACACAACAGUGAACUAUUGCACCUUUUGCUAAUGCCUCUAUUUACUCGCUUUGGCAUAAAGAAUGAGCCAAUGAACCUCUGUGUCCUGUGGAAAAAUGUAUAAAUGUUAUCUGAUAUUGCUCUUAGAUGUAAUGCUAAUUAAUGUUAAAUCACAAAUAAACAGUAUUUUAAAUAUA
Sapajus apella (tufted capuchin) is the source of this 5277-nucleotide messenger RNA. RefSeq names its product adducin 3 (gene ADD3). Gene Ontology annotation, molecular function: actin filament binding. Gene Ontology annotation, cellular component: cytoskeleton; plasma membrane; postsynaptic density. Gene Ontology annotation, biological process: barbed-end actin filament capping. The transcript has 15 exons. Lineage: Eukaryota; Metazoa; Chordata; Mammalia; Primates; Cebidae. The coding region runs from base 1210 to 3330 and encodes 706 amino acids. The record is from RefSeq and is a predicted model, not a curated record.